This is a messenger RNA of Danio aesculapii, 2035 nucleotides long. It is a transcript of the gene flvcr2a, whose product is annotated as FLVCR heme transporter 2a. Lineage: Eukaryota; Metazoa; Chordata; Actinopteri; Cypriniformes; Danionidae. Gene Ontology annotation, biological process: transmembrane transport; heme export. Gene Ontology annotation, molecular function: heme binding; heme transmembrane transporter activity. The record is from RefSeq and is a predicted model, not a curated record. Gene Ontology annotation, cellular component: membrane. The coding region runs from base 218 to 1630 and encodes 470 amino acids. The transcript is spliced from 10 exons.
AUCAGAUGUGGAGAGCAAAGCGCGCGCGCAUGAAAUCAGCCAGAAAUAGUUGCUAUUCUGUCUUCACCUUUGGACUGAUCCACUUUUAUUAGGGCUGUUAACAAAGUCUAUCCUCAUGUUAAAGGAACUUAUUUACAUCUGGAACAUUUCCUUAAUGUGACCUAAUAACAAAAGCACGCGAUCUUUCCAAUUAUAGAGCAGGAUUAACACCUCAAAAAUGUGCGAAAAAGCUGAUAAUCAUAUCGACGUUCAGACUGAUGGAAACUUGGAAGUCUCCGGUGUUACCAGCACCCGGUUGUACCGGAGAAGAUGGGUCAUUCUGCUGCUCUUCAGCUCGUACUCGCUGUGCAACGCGUUCCAGUGGAUCCAGUACAGCAUUAUCAACAACAUCAUCAUGAAGUUCUACCAGGUGUCCUCGUUCGCCGUUGACUGGCUGUCGAUGGUCUACAUGUUGACUUACAUCCCCUUCAUCUUCCCGGUGACCUGGCUGCUGGAGCGGAAGGGGCUGCGGGUGGUCGCGCUGCUCGCCGCCUCCAUCAAUUGCGCGGGCACGUGGAUCAAAGUGGCCAGCGUUCAGCCAAGCCUGUUCUGGGUGACUAUGGUUGGGCAGUUCGCCUGCUCCUGCGCGCAAGUCUUCAUCCUGGGCAUGCCGUCUCAGGUGGCGUCCGUGUGGUUCGGGUCCGAUGAGGUGUCCACCGCCUGCGCCAUCGGCGUGUUCGGAAACCAGCUUGGCAUUGCUAUUGGCUUCUUGGUCCCGCCAGUUCUCGUGCCGAAUGUGGAGGACAUGGGUGAAUUGGCCGAACACAUCAGCAUCAUGUUCUACAUCACAGCUGCCGUGGCCACACUCAUCUUUCUGCUGGUGGUGUUUGUGUUUCAGGAGAAACCCGAAACACCUCCAUCUCUGGCUCAGGUCGCUCUCAGAAACAUGCCUACGGGACAGUCCUCAUACCUGGCGUCCAUCGCAAGACUGAUGUGCAACAAACCCUUCAUCCUCCUCCUCAUCAGCUACGGACUGAAUGUCGGCUCUUUCUAUGCAGUUUCCACCUUGUUGAACAGGAUGAUAAUAGAGCAUUACCCUGGUGAAGAGGUGAAUGCUGGGAGAAUUGGCUUGACUCUCGUAGUCGCUGGAGUCGUCGGCUCUCUGAUCUGCGGAGUCUGGCUAGACAAAACCAAGACUUACAAGCAGACGACACUCUCAGUGUAUCUUCUGUCAUUUGUGGGGAUGCUGAUCUACGCCUUCACCCUGAACUUGGGUCAUUUGUGGCUUGUGUUCGUCACGUCAGGAGUGCUGGGGUUCUUCAUGACAGGUUAUCUGCCGCUAGGUUUUGAGUUUGCUGUGGAGCUCACCUAUCCCGAGUCAGAGGGAACUUCAUCAGGACUGCUCAACUGCUCCGCGCAGGUGUUUGGAAUCGCAUUCACCAUCAUUCAAGGUAAAAUCAUUGAUCACUUCAGCACACUAGCCGGAAACAUCUUCCUCUGCGUGUUCCUGCUCAUCGGCUCCAUCAUGACAGCAUUCAUAAAGUCUGACCUGCGGCGACAGAAGGCCAAUCAGGAGACCAGUGCCAAUGCUGACUCAUCUGUUCAUCCUCAAGAUGGAAAAUCAUUACCAAUAAAAGAGGUGAAGAUGUAAAGACUCAACAUGUUCUGUGCACAACACUAAUGAAACACGACACACGACUGAAAACUCAACACUUGUUUUAUCUGGAUUAUAUGUGGGCUGCGUUUAAUCAUUCCUGAAGUAUGGCUUAUGAACAGUUCACAUGCUUUCUUUCUGAAUGAGGCUGAAUAUGCUGUAAGUGUUGCUCUAGAUGUGUUCAGGUAAGAUGUUGAUGCUGGACAUCACAAUAUAAUUGUUAUAGGUGGCUGAAAAUUUGGUGCAUGCCUAUUUAUUAACACGUGACCAUUGACUUGUAUUAUAUGAAUCACCAAAGUCCACAAAUUCAGCAAAAAUCUUUAGUCCUCCACUGAAGAAAGAGAGGCACCUACAUUUGUAAUGGCCUGAGGGUGAGUAAAUUAACUGUAAAUUUAAUUUUUU